AUGGCGGCGGCGGGCCGGCUGCCGGGCCUGUGGGCGCUGCUGGCGCCGCUGCUCGGGGCGCUCGCGCGGCUGGGGGUCGGGCCGGCGCCGGCGGGGGCGCUGCACAACGUCACGGCCGAGCUCUUCGGGGCCGAGGCCUGGGGCACCGUGGCGGCCUUCGGGGACCUCAACUCCGACAAGCAGACGGACCUCUUCGUGCUGCGAGAAAAAAAUGAUCUAAUCGUCUUCCUGGCGGACCAGAACGCGCCCUAUUUCAAACCCAAAGUGAAGGUUUCCCUGAAGAACCACAGCGCCCUGAUCACGGGCGUGGUGCCGGGGGAUUACGACGGGGACUCGCAGAUGGACGUGCUGCUGACGUAUCUCCCCAAGAAUCAUGUGGACGGUGGGCUAGGCGCUGUCAUCGUCUGGGGGAAAAACCAGACCUUAGACCCUCACAACAUGACCAUGCUCAAUAGGACUUUCCAAGAUGAACCUCUGAUUAUGGACUUCAAUGGUGAUUUGAUUCCUGAUGUGUUUGGCGUCACGCAUGAAGCCAGCCAGCCACAGAUCCUGAUAGGAGGGAAUUUAUCAUGGCACCCUGCACUGGCCACCAAAAGUAAGAUGCGGACCCCACAUUCUCACGCGUUCAUUGACCUGACGGGAGACUUCACAGCAGAUUUAUUCCUCACGACAUUGUCUGCCGCUGGCACCCCGCAGUUUGAGAUCUGGGAAAAUUUGGACGGGAACUUCUCCAGCAGGACGGUGUUUGAAAAGCCUCACAACAUGGUGGUGGUGGGACAGUCAGCGUUCGCAGACUUCGACGGAGACGGGCACAUGGACCACCUGCUCCCGGGCUGUGAGGAUCCCGGCUGCCAGCGAAGCGCCAUCUACCUGGCGAGGUCCGGGGCGGAGCAGUGGGUCCCGGUCCUGCAGGAUUUCAGCAGCAAGGGCACCCUCUGGGGCUUCGUGCCGUUUGUGCCGGAGCAGCACCCGACGGACAUCCCGGUCCCCAUCACCCUCCGCGUCGGCGACUACAACAUGGACGGCUACCCCGACGCCCUGGCCAUCCUGAGGAACACGUCCGGCAGCGGCCAGCAGGCCUUCCUGCUGGAGAACGUGCCCUGCAACAACGUGAGCUGCGAGGGCGCGCACCGCAUGUUCCGCGUGUUCUGGGAGCUGACGGACCUGGGCCAGAUCCCGCAGGCCGUCCUCGCCACCUUCUUCGACAUCUACGAGGACGGCGUCCUGGACAUCGUGGUGCUCAGCAGAGGGCACGGGAGGAGCGACCUGGCCAUCCACGCGCUGAAGAACAACUUCGAGGCGGACGCCUACUUCGUGAAGGUCAUCGUUCUUAGCGGCCUCUGUUCUAAUGACUGUCCUCGUAAGAUAACACCCUUCGGAGUGAAUCAGCCCGGCCCGUACAUCAUGUACACAACCGUGGAUGCCAACGGUUAUCCGAAAAACGGUUCGGCCGGACAGCUCAGCCAGUCGGCACACCUGGCUCUCCAGCUGCCGUACAACGUGCUUGGUUUGGGUCGAAGUGCGAAUUUCCUUGAUCAUCUCUAUGUCGGGAUCCCCCGUCCCUCUGGAGAGAAGGCGGUGCGGAAGCAGGAGUGGACCGCCAUCAUCCCCAACUCCCAGCUGAUCGUCAUCCCCUACCCCCACGACGUGCCGCGGAGCUGGAGCGCCAAGCUGUACCUCACGCCCAGCAACAUCGUCCUGCUGACGGCCAUCGCGCUCAUCGGCGUGUGCGUGUUCAUCCUGGCCAUCAUCGGCACGCUGCACUGGCAGGAGAAGAAAGCGGACGACAGAGAGAAGCGCCAGGAAGCCCACCGGUUCCACUUCGACGCCAUGUGA
This is a messenger RNA of Pipistrellus nathusii (Nathusius's pipistrelle), 1836 nucleotides long. The record is from the annotation of a GenBank genome assembly. NCBI's taxonomy places the organism in Eukaryota, Metazoa, Chordata, Mammalia, Chiroptera, Vespertilionidae.